This is a messenger RNA of Homarus americanus (American lobster), 2951 nucleotides long. RefSeq lists its product as uncharacterized. NCBI's taxonomy places the organism in Eukaryota, Metazoa, Arthropoda, Malacostraca, Decapoda, Nephropidae. The transcript is spliced from 2 exons. The record is from RefSeq and is a predicted model, not a curated record. Bases 408 to 2189 code for a protein of 593 amino acids.
UAGUUUACAGCCUGGCGGUGUGUCGGCUGGCAGGAGGGAGACAACUCUCACCACAAACCUGAGACGUGUAUGAAGAAACGAGCCAACAGAGUAGAGAGGAAGACACAGUGGAGAUACCUUAGUGUUCCCGCGUUGACCAGGUGUGAUACAAAACCUCUCCGACUAUAAAUGUAUACAUGGAAAGAUGCUCUAUAAGUAAUGGAUAAUAUAUUGGAGUUAUCAAGUUAAUGGUUGUUCACGUACGGGAAUAUGGACUUGAGAUUGAUGGCCUCCGAGUAACGUUCACCAAGAGGUAACACAUAAAUUAAAACACGUGAUGAUCGUGGACAAUACAUACUGAACUCGAGGGAGAAGCAAGUAACAUUUAUGUAAAGUUCAAGUUAUUAGUUAUUCGACGGGCCUUAAGCAUGAAGAUUAACCGUGUGUUUGUGUGGUUUAUAUUCAUAGUAGUGGUCUUUGCAAGUCGCUCUCAGGAACUCCCAACUACUGACUCUCCUACUGCUUCUCCUACUGUGGAAAACUCAGGGGAUGAGUCUCCCGCCUCCCCUGCUAUGGAGAACUCAGGGGAUGAGUCUCACGUCUCCCCUGCUGUGAAGAAUUCAGGGGAUGAGUCUACUGCCUCUCCUGCUGUGAAGGACUCUCGUGAUCAGCCGUCUGUCAAGCUUUGCGCCAACAGCCAUGAUGACACUGUUAUCCUUCCUUGGACUGUUGUGUCUACUACUCUUGUCUUAAUUCUCUCAACCUCAUUCUUGCACAUUGUCUUCAUCGCUAAGGGUGUUAAGUCUCUGUGGUGCAUGUGUUCCUCUGUUCCUGGGGAUGAAACGGAAAACCGGAUUUCGGUUUUUGGUUUAGAAAGUCGAAAGAACAGCACAAAGUCUGUCUUGAAGAACAGCAUCAAGCUCCGACGACGAAGGAGCAUGUCUGUCCCUUUCUUUAAUCGUCCUUCUUCUGAGAAACCCAAACGAAGUUCAUCCGUCUUGAGUGAUUUCCAGGAAGGGUUCCUUAAUCUCGACAGUGCUAUAAACCAAGGAAAGUACAGCAGGACGACUACAUGUUGCCCAGUGCAAAAUUCGGAGGAGGCGGAGAGAAAAAAUUAUCUUUCUUUGUCCAUAGGGCCAGAAAUAUUUUGUAACGAUGAUUCACAUUUCUCUUGUUCUUGUGGCCAAACAGAAAUUCAACAAUACGUUCCCGUCUUAACUGUGCCCACCAUCACUGUCGAAGCCCCUAAAGAGAGUAAUGUUGAUUGUUACGUGGAUUCAAGAUCAACUUCCACCUUCCCAGAGGAAGACCAAAUGUUCAGCUCAUGGUCACAGUUGAACGAUUAUGCAUCCUUAGCUGGUGCAUCAGAUGUAUGUAGAGACGCCCCUUCAUCUUCGGGGAUGGAGAGCACGGACGUUCAUACUGGUACAUAUGCUGCUUUGAGUAGCAAUUUUCAAGAGAGACCUUUACACACCAAAAAAACAGAAAAUCCCGUAGGAGAGAAUGUAGUUGACGAUGAAGGUCAUUUCACAGGUACCAGACACAAAUCUCCAGACGUGCCUUACUUCAGGACAGCGUCUCCAACUCCUCUGACAACUUUGAAGGACGAUGAGUCCGAUACAAUCAGGCGAUCACAAGCAACCCCCAGUCAGCGGAAGUUUCGUGAGAGCUUUUGUUACUUUACGCCUGACCCUGACUUGCUACCUUCUUUAGAGGUUAUUGACUCUCAACUUUUCGCUGUUCCCGAGUACCCUGAUGACUGCAUGGUGACCACAAAUAAAGAGUUUAAAUCUCCAAACACACCAACUGCCUUACAAGCACCAAAGUGUCGCACUGAUGUCGAACACAACAUAACAGACUUUUCAGGUAACGGAAACUGUCAUGAAUUCCUUGAUUUGUUUGAGUCAGAGCCUCAGGCACUGGAAGUAUGGGACAUCCCCACUUCUUCACGAAUGGCACAAGUAAUCCCGAUGAAUUCUAGACCCAUCUUCAUAGAAGACCAAGCUAUUCAAGGCCCCUUCUUAAUUGACACAAGGUCCCUACUGGCAAAAAGUUCGCAUCAAAACAACCCCUCCCGAAGAUUCAGUUCAUUUGAAGUGUUAGAGGCCUACCGUACCCCGGCUGUGAGAGAGCAACGUCGGAGCAUACAUGGAGGAGACAACUUUCUGAGUUUGAUGCGGAAGAGUACUGGCCCCGAAACGUCAGUGUGAUGGCAUAGUUUAUUCUUAUGUUUCCAUAAUUCUGCCAUAGAAUCAAUAUUUUGUACCUCAUGUUAGUUCAAGCCCGGUUGAAAGAGGAAAAUUAAACGAAGGCGAUCUUAGCAAAGUUGAGCCUGGGAUAAACGGACUCACUGUUGUCUCUAUAGUGAACACCUGUACCAUAUCAUUAGGCUCAGCAUCUAACAGGCUAUUGAGGUUUACCAGGAGGAGAGUGAGAGAGAGUACUGUAUCUACAAAUAUUAUAUAUAUCCUUAUAGUGUCCCAAAGCUUCAUCAAUUCUGGAUUAACCGUUAUUCAGGUUCAUCAUAACAUAAUUUACAUGAUCAUUAAUGUUCGGUAGAUUUUUGUAAUGUACCCCAUAUCUAGUACAGUAUGCACUUCUCCGUGGCCUGUUGUGUUGAUCAAAAUAAUUUGUAGUCUUCUAUUAGAAUUCAAAAUGUUCUUGCAACUUACAUAUCUUACCUCUGUCGGUCAACCCAACUACAGUGUCGGUACAUUGCCUCCCUACUGUAAUCGCACUACCGAUAAGGGGAUGUCAGGCCCUUAGGACGAAUUUCACUGUCAGGACAUGGAUGAUAGAUAUAGACUUUCUACAUAAAUGUGUGAAGUUCUGAGUUAGGGUCUGGGUGCUGCCAUCUACUGGGGGUGACGGAGGAAGCUUUGAUAAACAUUUUUUUCAUCUUGCUGUUAAAGAUUUUGUUUGAAAUUAAUACUGUUAAUAAAAAGAGCUUAAUAAAUUGAUGCUAUUUUUUU